Lecanosticta acicola is the source of this 3209-nucleotide messenger RNA. NCBI's taxonomy places the organism in Eukaryota, Fungi, Ascomycota, Dothideomycetes, Mycosphaerellales, Mycosphaerellaceae. The record is from the annotation of a GenBank genome assembly.
AUGUCCGCCGCUGAUGCCGGCGAGAGCCAUGGAACCAAUCCCUUCGUGUGUAAUGUCUGUCAGAAGACCUAUGGGCGUAUCGACCACCUGGCAAGGCAUUUCCGCAGUCGUGAGUGGAGCGCCCCAUAUAACCCGUUCAAUGUGGCUGAUGAAGUUGUGCCCAGAUACCAAUGAAAAGCCCUUUCGUACGUGUCAAAGGAAUGGCCAUGUGCAAACGUCCAGAAAGCUCAUGAGUUGUCGUUAGGAUGUGUGGAUUGUGGGAAGACUUUCGCCAGAGCGUAAGUGCCAAUCUGUUUGUAUUAAAGCAAGAUCUCGCCACUUUCUCAUCAAUGCGAUAUGCUCGGCCGAGGAAGAACUCCGAGCAUGAACAACAUUUUCUCAUUCAAUUCUCCGGCCACGUUGCAGAAUGCUGCGUGAGCAAGUGGAUCGGUCUGACCGAUAAGCCUGUGCGCGGUCGGCGGAAACAAGCUUAAAAUCUUAUACUGGUUUGUUGACUGGUCAUGACUGACGCAAGAUAGUGACCUCCUCAAACGCCACGCUACUCUUCACACAAGCACCGAACAGUCCGGUAAGAAGCGGAAGAUGAGAGCGUCGCAAGCCUGUGCUGCUUGUGUAAGUGUCAAGAACAUUCGAUUCGUUGGAAUUACGGCUCAUGUCAGUCUCAGGCGACGAUCAAAGUCAAGUGUGACCAAGAGAAGCCAUGCAAGCGGUGCAAGACAAAAGGGCUGGAGUGCCGUGUUGACUCCAACUCUGGCUCCGCAGCACUUCGCAACGGUGGGAGUGGUUCACCAGAUGCACAAUGGUCACCACAACAGACGCCUGGGAGCAGAGCGCCUGUUGAGCAUGUUCCUCUCCACACCAAUCAUGCCAACACAUACGUUCCGCAGAUGCAAGUCCCUACCAACACACACGGACCUCCGAACACUGGCCCUAUGAUCGAAGAUCCCUCUCUGACCGACUUCUUAUCCAACGUGUUUCAUCCUACGCAAGCUGCGCAGGCACAGCACCAUCCACGGACAGACGUGACUUGGAAUGGUAACUUCUCCAAUCGGGACCUCAUGGACUUCAGCCAAGAUCUGAGCAUGGAUUUCCACGAUCUGGACACGGUACUGUCUGGGAACUGGGAUCCCUGGCUAGAUCCUUCGCUUGCCGGCAACAUGCCAAUGGAUAAGCCUAGAAACCCUACAACCUCCGAGCACAGCAUUCAGUCGAUAGAUGAGAGCAUCAACCUUGGUUCCGCUGCGUACAAGCGUUCUGCCUUUAGAUGGAUCCCAAACCACGAGAAGGGGAAGGACAACGAUCAGACGCUUGCCUCGAUUCUCAUAGAUGGCCAAGGCGCAGAAAAUCUCUACCGACCAGGUCAAGAAAUCCUCGCGCAACCACUCAGCCUUCAAGAUCGGGACAAAAUGGUGGCACUGUUACUGGCAAGUUGCGAUAAGGUCAACUAUCAGCGAAUUGUGGCACUCUUCCCUGGCGUCAAGGUCCUGGACAUCUUUCUGAACGAUCAUUUACUAAACAUGGAGCACAGUAUCGACUCUUGGUUUCACGUACCGACCUUUCGUCCGGCCGAAGUCAUCCCAGAGCUUCUCACCUUGAUGGUGGCACAUGGUGCAGUCCUGAGCAAGUCGAGCCACGCUCAACGACUUGGUUAUGCCCUUCAUGACAAGUCACGUGUCGCGCUGUGGGAAUUGAUGGAACGAGACAAUAGCUACACCCGUAGUUUGCAAGCUCUCCAAGCAUACGCCAUUCGCCUUGACCUUGGGACGUGGAGCGGUAACAAGCGCACAAUGGUAAUGGCAGAGAGCGCUGUACUUCCUCUCGUCACUAUGAUCCGACGUUCUGGUGGCUUCCGUCGAUCUCGAGGAGCAGCACCCGGUCCGACCGCUGAAGAUGCGCCUGCAUCACUGGAACAGAAAUGGCGUACCUGGGUUGAGGCCGAGUCUUUCAAGCGCCUAGCGUACCACGUUUUCAUCUAUUGCGUCCAAGUCUCGAUCUCAUUCCAGACGCCGCCUGUUCUAUCUUAUGCUGAGGUGUCGCUGGAGCUGCCUGCGCCCCAGGCACUGUGGAGAGCGAAGACAGCUCAAGAAUGGCGAGAACAGUACUUUGCGCUCGGCUUGGGACAGCCAUCACCCUCCUUCGUAUCAAGUAUGUGCGAUGCGUCGAUAAUGGGUGUCGUCCGACAUCAGAUCGACCUGGAGCUUACCCUGUACCUCGUUCUCCUCAGCCAUUGGUGCCUCGCGUGGGAGUUUACUCAAUUAUCAUCCGCAAAUAAGGCGCAAGCUUCUGCCGAUAUGCAAUGGGCCGGCACACUCCUGGCAUCCUCCAAAUGCCAAGAAUUGCGUCGCCUGUUGGACUCAUUCUACGUUGCAAUUGAGGACUGGAAUGUGUUCGUUCCAAAAGAAGUCCACAUGAUGUCGCAGUUACUGCGCAUGAACUUGUGUGUGGCAUUCGGAGACCUCCAAAUUCUAGCCGGGAAAGAGGGCGAAGAAGAAGCGCGAAGAGUUCUACCGUCUUUGAAGCAAUGGUAUCGCUCACCAGAGUGUCGCGAAGCAUUGUGGCAUGCUGGUCAGGUGCUACGCGCAGCUCGACGACCUGCUGGCCGCAGUCCCAAUGCCUCCCGAUUCGCUCCCCCAGACACACCUUGGCUCCGCGACUUCAACGCUAUUGCACUGUACCAUGCCGGACUUGCGUUUUGGGUAUACGGUCUGCUUUCGCGAGCAAUCGCAAGAGACAUAGAGGCCGGCCAAGACGCUUCUGUACAAUCUGCGCGCCAAUUGCCACCGCAGCUUACCACGCCAGCUGUCGACUACGAAGGUAAUCUAAUCCGUCUUGAUGGCGAUGACGAGGAGUUGAGUGCUAUCGAUCGCCACCGCUUUAUCGGCCUGAACAAAGGACGUGCAGUCAUUUCUGCAAAAUCGCCCUUCCUGCGUGGACCAAACGUGGUCAAUCCGGGAAUGGCUAGGAUGGAAGUCACGCGAUCUAGUCGAGGGCCUGGCGCAGAGCCUGUCUUCGAGCAUCCGGAAACUGUUCCACUCGACCAUCCAAGGCAGGUCAUGGAAGUCGUAAUCCAUGCACUGGCACCAGCUAGCCAGCCUCCAGAGUCGAGCAAUCGCUCUGCUACUCCAGCUACUGGACCGCAAAGACCGGCUAUGGUUGAGAACCUUAUCCAACUCAUGCGCGAUCUUGGAGAAGCGGCGUCUUCGGUAUGA